This is a messenger RNA of Malassezia sympodialis ATCC 42132, 2010 nucleotides long. RefSeq lists its product as uncharacterized. Gene Ontology annotation, biological process: cellular response to biotic stimulus. The record is from RefSeq and is a predicted model, not a curated record. NCBI's taxonomy places the organism in Eukaryota, Fungi, Basidiomycota, Malasseziomycetes, Malasseziales, Malasseziaceae. The coding region runs from base 1 to 2010 and encodes 669 amino acids. The transcript has 2 exons.
AUGGACACGAGCGACCUUCGAACGAAAGCCGCUGAGGCGGCUGAGCAACUUUCCCACACGGCCAGUAAUGCGGGUGAGCAGCUUUCGAAGAAGCUGAGCGAGACGGCCGAGUCGAUCCGCCCGACAGUACCGCCCCCUGUGCCGGACCGCCGUGUCCCGGCGGCUUCGGCGGCGACACCGAGCAAGAGCGCGACGGUGCCUGAGGGCAGCGAUGCGGCUUCUGGUGUGCAGAAGCCCGAAGAGCCGCCUGUGCCUUGGUCGGUGUCGAGCGAGACCGCGACGGCGCGCGAGGCCAGCGAGGCGGCUUCUGGUGUGCAGAAGCCCGAAGAGCCGCCUGUGCCUUGGUCGGUAUCGAGCGAGACCGCGACGGCGCAUGAGGUGGCCUCCGAUGUGCCAAAGUCCGAAGAGCCGCCUGUGCCUUGGUCGGUUUCGAGCGAGACUGCGACGGCGCGUGAGGCCAGCGAGGCGAAGCCCGAAGUGCCGCGUGCGCCUGCGGCUUCGAGCCCCCUGACGCUGGGCUCAGCGCCGAGGGAAGCACCAGUGGAUAUGGCGCCGGGCGGGAAGGUGCGCCUGACGCACUAUCCCGCCAUCAAGAAUGCGGUCCUGCCCGCGGAGGGCAACGGGAGCUUCAACAAUGUGCACCUGGCCCUGCUAAUCUUCUUUACGCCGGCCGUGCUCCUGCGCCUGCUGCCGUUCGUCAAGGCCCGCUGGUUCGGCUGGACAUCGUACAUGGUGCUUGUGGCGCUCUGCGGUGUGCCUGUGGCGAUCCUGUACUGGACGGCGAUGAGCAUGUACGGUGCACGCAUCAAUGAGAAGGUGACGCUGCCGAACCGGCCGCUGGAAUACUAUCUGGACAUCAAGGACGAGGCCCUGCGCCGCCAGUACCACGGCCAUCACAAGAUCCCGAUGCAGGUGUUCUGGGAGGCAUACUUUGACGGCAAGAUUGAGGUGAAGGGCGAGCUGCUCGAUGUGCUCGAGUACCGCUGGGACUGGGCGGCCAUGCACUUUACGCCUGAGCUCUUCCGCUAUGUGCUGUUCAAGAUGCUGCCGGACGUGCUGCUGCACAGCUCGCGCCAGGAUGAGGAGCAGAUCCGAGACAACUACGACCGGGGCAACGACUUCCACGAGUGGUUCCUGGGCCCCCAGAUGGUGUACACGACCGGUAUCAUUUCUGACCCGAACCGUGAGGAGACGCUGGAGGAGCUACAGGACAACAAGCUGAACCUCGUUUGCUCGAAGCUGGCGCUGCAGCCGGGCGACCGUGUGCUGGACAUUGGCUGUGGCUGGGGCACGCUGGCCACGUUUGCCGCCAAGAACUAUGGCGCGGAUGUCACGGGUGUUACGCUCGCGCGGGAGCAGGCGGCGUUCGGCAACGAGCGCAUCAAGAAGAACGGCCUUACGCCCGACCAGGCGCGCAUCCUGUGCAUGGACUACCGCGACAUUCCCGUGCAGCCGGGCCACUACAACAAGAUUGUCACGCUGGAGAUGGCUGAGCACGUGGGUAUUCGCCACUAUGCCAAGUUCCUGCAGAAUGUGUACGAGCUGCUCGACGAUGACGGUGUGAUGGUGUUCCAGGUCGCCGGCCUGCGGCCGCGCUGGCAGUACUGGGACCUGAUCUGGGGCCUGUUCAUGAACAAGUACAUCUUCCCCGGCGCGGAUGCCUCGUGCCCCCUGAACUGGGUCAUUGGCCAGCUCGAGCGGGCAGGCUUUGAGGUGCGCUCGUGCGAUGUCGCUGGUAUCCACUACUCAGCUACGAUCGACCGCUGGCUGAAGAACUGGAAGAAGAACGAGGCCAAGGUCAAGGCGAAGUACGGCGAGAAGCUGUACCGUAUCUGGCACUUCUUCCUCGCGAGUUCGAUCAUCAUUGCCCGCGAGGGCGGCUCAAGCCUGUUCCAGAUCACUGUGACCAAGAACCUGAACGCCACGCACCGCAUCGAAGGCGUCGCCUCGCACGGCAGCCUUCUGCCGCGUCCCUUCCCAAGCAAGCCGUACACCAGCGUCUACAAGUAG